Molecule: messenger RNA, 1685 nt
Organism: Perkinsus marinus ATCC 50983
Lineage: Eukaryota; Perkinsozoa; Perkinsida; Perkinsidae
Exons: 17
Coding region: 1-1554 (517 amino acids)
Biological process (GO): triglyceride biosynthetic process
Cellular component (GO): plasma membrane
Molecular function (GO): diacylglycerol O-acyltransferase activity; long-chain-alcohol O-fatty-acyltransferase activity
Source: RefSeq, a predicted model, not a curated record
AUGUCUGAUUUCCUCUUUGGGGAUCUCACAGCAGGCACAGCCAUCCUGGGCAUUCUUCUCGGUAUGCUUCUGGCAGUGGUAGUUCCACGUCUACUAAAGCCGAGUACCACUCCUUCUGGUGAGAAGAAGGACUACAUGGACCUUGUGUCGACGGGACAGGUUCUGUUCGAUGACAACAGGAAGGAGGGCCAGUGCUGUGUGCAUUCUGCACAGAUCUUUGAAAAGCAGGUUGACUUCAACGCAUUUUCCAGACAGUUCGUCAAGAUCUACGGCACUAAUGGUCGCUUUGGACAGCGCCUGGUGCACAAGGAAGACGAAAGGCCGUAUUGGAUCAAGCCAGACCCUUCAUGGGAACCUGAGGACAACAUUUCUUGUGUAACUGAUCGUACGGACCACGCCAAGUUUGAAGAGAUGAUUGCGAAAAUGUGCGCAACUCCUCUGCCUUUGACACAACCCUUGUGGCAGAUGGUGUACUUUCAGAAUUAUGUCCGAGAGGAUAACGGUGAGCUGACGAGUGCGUUCAUCUGGAAAUACCAUCAUUCGAUGGCUGAUGGCUUCACUGCUAUGCGUCAUACUUGUUCCCACUGUGUGCCAGCUAAGGAGGGACAGAAAAUGGAAGAUCUCUUUAUCCACCCUAAGGCGGGAAAUAAGCGUUCACGUCCGUCACUCUUCACUAUCGCCAAGAAAGCUGUGUUCGCCUUUUUCAAGCUGAUAUUCCUCCCAAAGGAUCCUGUAAACCCGUGCAAACCGAACUACAUGCAGAAACACGGAUCCAAGAGGGCAACCGCUUUCACUUAUCUCGGGGAAGAAUUCUCUGUUGCUAAGAUCAAGGAGAUCGCCCAUUCGGCUACUACUGCUGGAAAAAAGAAGUCAGUGAACGAUGUACUACUAGCUGCCAUCUCACGAGCGUUGGGUAUGUAUUGUGAAGAGAAGAAGGAUAAAAUGGAGGACGUCAAGAUUCCCGACAACUUCGAGUCGGCCAUGUGGGUGUCUCUCGACAGGGGCUCACCGUUCAAAUUCGAAGAAGGGGAGAGAAGAUGGGGGAAUAAGGGUCUGGGUGUUUGUUACUUGAGCUUGCCCAUUGGAGUCAAGUCCGCUGUUGAACAGCUGAAUAUUGUAUAUCAUCGAAUCAGAGAUCUCAUCGGAUCUCCCGAGCCCCUACUUGCCAACAAGCUCCAAGCGCUAGUUGCUCUAUUGCCGUAUCCUAUUGCCCAUUUCCUCUGGCCUAUCGUGACAGCUAAAGUAACACUAUCAAUCUCCAAUGUUCCUGGUCCACAAGCUCAACUGAGAUGGCCCGUCAACAGAGACGAGGAUCUCACGGAACAAAUACCCCGCUCCGGCAUUAUCAGAGAUAUGCUCUUCUUCGUGCCCCCCGUUUACGAUAUUGGUAUCAUGGCCUCUAUCAUUUCGUACAACAACCGAGUGAAUGUUGGUAUGACUACUGCCGGCGAAUGGAUAAAUCAAACCGAUGUCCAUCACAUCAUCUACGACCUCUUUCCUCGCGCCAUGAGAGAUAUUCGUGACGGUGUUGCCGCCUCCAAAGAUACUGAGUAGCGCUUCAGUGAUAGGCGUGACAAGUUUGUGUUCAUAAUACGAGUCUUGAUAUUUUAUCUCGAUAUUCGUAAUGCUCAAACAGGCGAAUUUAGACUCCGAGCUUUUGGGCUGCUGCUCCUACUUACUAUACG